Chelmon rostratus (copperband butterflyfish) is the source of this 3929-nucleotide messenger RNA. Its product is annotated as V-set domain-containing T-cell activation inhibitor 1-like. The record is from RefSeq and is a predicted model, not a curated record. NCBI's taxonomy places the organism in Eukaryota, Metazoa, Chordata, Actinopteri, Chaetodontiformes, Chaetodontidae. The coding region runs from base 685 to 1938 and encodes 417 amino acids. The transcript has 10 exons.
CUCUAACACACAGAGUUUACCAUCCAAACAGGUUCAUGAAUGGUAAUUAUAGCUGCAUAUUAAUCACACCAAUAGAUUUUGUAAUUCCUGACAGAAUAAAGCUUUUACACUCUUCUUUUAAUUAGAGAGAGAGAUUUAACAGACAUCCCUGGCUUGAGCAGGGGCGUUGUGGUCCAUGGUUGACCUUUGACCUUUGAGUCUCUGGGCAGCCUCAGCUUUUAUUUUCUUAUUUGAUCUCCACUACCCAGGAUAAUAAGGAGCCUUUUUAAUCUGAAUUAAAUAUAUAAAUGAAUGAAUGAAUAAAAAGUGCAUCAUACCCACUGUUCCCUCUUAUCACAGAAAAAUGUCCACACACGAAAUAGACUGUAAUAUUUCAGCCAGAUAAACUUUAUCAGACGUUCAUUUUUGUUCUUCGGGCUUUUUCUUCCUCAUAACUGUAGUCAAAUGUUAAACACCAGUGUGAAGAUACAGCUGAAGAGCAGUGGUAUUUAGACUUGUGCUUUGUACACUUUUGUCCGAUUUAAGCGAAAAUAUUAGUAUAGCGUAUACUUUUAUUAUGAAGGGUUGUGGCGGACGUGCUGCAACAGUUGCAUCUUGCGGAAGCUGAGAAAUCGAAAGUGUUCGCUUUGAGCGGCUCUCGGAGGCAGAAGUGGAUGAGUGUUAUGUUACAGUGAUGCUGAAGUGAUGUUCAGUGUUCAGGCGACAGAAACAACCAUGAAGCUUCUUCCUGUCGUGUGUCUCUGUGUCCUCACGUGGUCUGAAACAGCGUCUGCUGAUGAAAACGGUGGGCUCACAUCCAUCUCCUGCUCCACUUCCCCUAACGGUGGCAUGUCAGUGGUCGUGAAAGAAGGGAGGGAUGUUAUUUUGCCCUGUUCCCCCAGCACCAACAUUGUACGAGAGCUCUUUGACUGGAAGAAGGAUGGUCAGAAGGAGGUCUUCAUGUAUGAUGCAGGACUUCAUUACAAUAACGGACGUGCAGGUCAGGAUGAGCAGUUCAAAGGUCGCGUCUCACAUUUUCAAGGUGAACUGAAGCACGGCAACGCCUCCAUCAUCAUCAGAAAUACGAAGGUGACUGACAGUGGAAACUACACCUGUGAUUUUCCACGUCUUCAGCCAAGGCAAACAUUCCACAUUAGGCUUGUUGUUGGUGGCAUCUUAAAAGACAGAAGAAAUGAAAUCCAAGUUGCAGCUCCAAAACCAUCUGUCACAACUCUUCAUGAAACAAAGGACUGGUCACUGCUGCAGUGUGAAGUUCAUGGUGCUUCUCCAAAACCUAAAGUAGAGUGGCAGGACAGUGCUGGAAACGUCCUUCAUGCUGAGGAGCCGCAGGUCUCAGAGAGAGGAGGUCACUUCUACAUAACCCUCAACACCACCGUGACCAAGACCGACCGCUUCCGCUGUGUAGUCACUCAGCAGGAAAUCAACCACAAGACUUAUACUGAGACCUAUGUGCACAUCAAUGGUGCAGCUCCAAAACCAUCUGUCACAAUACUUGAUGAAACAAAAGACUGGUCACUGCUGCAGUGUGAAGUUCAUGGUGCUUCUCCAAAACCUAAAGUAGAGUGGCAGGACAGUGCUGGGAACGUCCUUCAUGCUGAGGAGCCGCAGGUCUCAGAGAGAGGAGGUCACUUCUACAUAACCCUCAACACCACCGUGACCAAGACCGGCCGCUUCCGCUGUGUAGCCACACAGCAGGAAAUCAACCACAAGAUUUAUACUGAGAUUUAUGUGCACAUCAAUGAUGAAAACAAUCAAACUUCCACAAAAGUGAUUAUUGGAGUUUCUGUUGGAGUUCUUUGUGGAAUUGUUGUUGGAGUUGUUGUAGGUUUCCAUCUAGCUCGGUCUAGAAAUUGCUGUAAUAAAGGUUCAACACAAGACAAACGUGACCAAACUGCAGGAAAGGAGUCAGAGCCACUGGACAGUUCACCUGCACCGUGAGGGUAUCUGCAGAGUGUGUGUGUGUGUGUGUGUGUGUGUGUGUGGGUGUGUGUGUGUGUGUGUGUGUGUGUGUGUGUGUGCGCACACCAUUGUUUUUUUAGUGAGGACCAAUUUGAGUUUUAGACCAAGAAUAUUUGUGAACCGUGAGGACAUGUUGGCCUCAGCAUCUUAAACGUCUGAGAGUUAAGACCUGGUUGUAGGUUUAAUGUUCGAACUGAACUAGUUUUAUGAGGCAGGUAGACGUGAUCAGAGAAAGAUAAGUUUACAUUUCAGGGGUCAGGGUGUCAGAUGGGUGUGUAGUGGAUUAAUAACAAUGCUUAAAUGUAUCCAAACAGAGCACCGAAAGUUGAGUCUGAAGUCUGACAUUAAGCAUUUCUACACGUCUGACUUCACCAAACUGCAGCUGUCAUGUGGAAUAAUUUAAAAAAAGUUGCCAUGAAAUGUUGAAAAAUGUCCUGAACAUAGUCCUGACUGUGACUGUGUGUGACAGGAGUUGUUGAGGACUUUUAUUUUUUGAUUUAUUGAUAAUCUUCACAGGGACAAUGCACCUUAAUGAACGAUACUGUAAAUGUGCCAGAACUGAACAAAAGCCUGUUUUGGAGUCUAUAGACAGAUGUUGCCUAGCAACCGUGAGAUUAUACAUGAAAUAUCUCAUCAAAUGAAAUGAGAAAUGUAAAACCAUAAAUUUAUUUAAAAAAAUAAAAUCACAGUCUCUACUUUUCAUGGUGGUAAGAUGAUAAUAUCACAGCAGCUUUGUGGGAUCACACUGGUCUUAAUUGAACCAGCUGACACACCAUCACACUGAUCCUGGUGUGUGUGUGCACGUGUGCGUGUGCAUGUGUGCGUGUGUGCGUGUGUCUGGGUUGUAUACACACAGACUGAAAGUCCUAUAAGUAAGUUAGAUGUUUAAGACUGAUAAAUAAUGAGAGAGCAGAGCAGGACAACGAAACGAGUAAUAACAAAAGAAAGUUACGACAGAAAUAAAAGGGCCAAGUUAAAGUGAGCUUUAAGAAGUGCUUUAAAAGAGCAUCAGGAUUUAUAUUUUUAGGGAUUUGGACUAAAAAGACCAGACGCUCUGGAAAACCAGGUGCUGUAAUCAACCAGGAGACCCCGGACUGAUGAGUCCACGUCUGGAGUUUGACCAUGACUAAAACAUGAUAAACCAAAUCCUAAAUUCUUAAACUGACAGGCAGCUAGUGAUGAAUGGAAGUUUGUGUUCUCCUAGAAUUAGUUAAAUCCAAGCAGCCGCAUUUUGAUAAUCUGGAAGCUGACUGACUGUCUUCUGUCUGAAGGAUGAGACAAAAUGAGAUAAAAUCAGUUCAGUCUUCUUCAGAAUCUGUUUUUUUUAAACAGCUAAGUUUAAUUUAUGAUCCUCAGCUGAAGGAAGCAGGUUUGCACCAACGGAGUUACUUAACAGAAAAUGUAUUUAAAUACAUGAGAGCAGGUUGUCAGUUCAGCACAGGGUUGCUGGUUUGAUCCCCGGCUCCUCUGGCCACGUGUUGAAGUGUCCUUGAGCAAGAAGCUGAACCACAGACUGUUCCUGAUGGUCAGAGCAGCUCAUCAGUGUGUGUGAGUGAGUGUGUGAAUGGAUGAAUGAUGGACAACAGUGCUGUAUAAAUUCUGUCAAUUUAGCAAAUAUUAUCAUUCUGCUAACUGAGCUAUCUGGGCAUUAAAAACAAGAUGUGACCGAGCUGAUUCUGCUGUUAUCCUGUAAGUGAAUGAAUAUUUUGAAGCUGCAGUAAAUCUAAUGUGACUUGAUUUUUUCAUUUCGAUAUUGAUAUUUGGGAAAAGCAUGUUGCUUCAUUUCAGUUCUUGCGGUGCUGAUCCAGAGUCUGUCAGGUAGUCAUAUACUGAACUGUGUACUGUUGCUGACUGUGAAAUGUAUGUGAAUGUUGUUUACUGAUGAUGCUCUUGUCGGGUGUCGUGUAACUUCAGGCAGCGCUUAAUUAUUUUUAUCCAAACGUUUGAAUUAAAGAUGAGAAGUUCCAAAC